CCUAGGCUGGAGCUGCCAAAAAACUGCAGGCACAACGUAACCAGAACGAGACAGUCAGUGAGCAGGAAGAGAAGGGACACCGGCAUGUACACUACUUUUCACUAGGGCGUGCAUCUUGGAAAUGGUUUACUGUAGUCUCCUUCACUCCCCAGCGCUGUAGUCAACAAGUCACUGUGUCCAGAGUGGCAAUGUGUCGCACCGACCCUAGCACCCAGAAGUGAAGUUCAGGGGUGACUUGGCGCCAUGAUAAUGGAGGGUACGGGGAAAUGAGGUGCCAGCAGAGAUGUGGGGAAGAUGGCCGAAGAAGCAGGAAAAGUGGAGCAGGAGGCUGAUCAACCGAAACAUGUAGAAAAUGAGACAAGUGAUGGUCCUCAUCAGACAUUGGCGUCAGCACUGAAUGUUCCAGAAGUUCAGCCUCUGGAUAGAGGUUCACAGAGCUCAGACGAGGGAUGUCCCCUAGGUACCGGACAUGAUCCCAUAGACGAUCCCCACCAAUGUCUAUUAAAGGAAGGCGCUGAUGACACCAACGCACGAUGCAAUAGCUCGGAUGGGUCUCAGGAAGACGACACCCACGACGCUGCUGAUGAGACUCAACAGGUUUUGCAUCUUCUGGAGCAAAGUAGUUUGGAAACCAAAGGCUUAAUGGAAGAACCUGAAACCUCAAAUGUGGGUGACCAAGAGGUGACUACUGCGGAGGAUGUGGGGAGAUUAGAUAUAAGUGAAUGUCUACAGCAAGACUGUGUGUCCGCUCCAGGAGACAGAGAUGGUGAGACUGGUGGCCUAAUGUAUGAUGGCAGCCGCACCCCACAGUCUGUGCAUGAUAAUGAAGAGACCUCACACAAGGUAUCAGAAGAUGACGACACGGAGCAGGUACAAGAAAAGAGCCCUGAGCAGAGGAACAUAGAGGCUUCUGCUAGUGAGACCAAAAUAGAUGAAAUUAUGGACACUGACCCAGAGCAACCGGAAGCUGCUGGUGUGGAACAUGACGACCAAAAGGAAGUAAAAGACGAUGCCUCAGAUAAUGCAUUAGAGGACUCUGGGGACUUUCCUGGUAUCUCCUCGGUGGCGACCAAUGUGUCCCCACCCCUAACCCCUGUUCAGCGAGAGGAGGACGUCACAGCGGAGAGCCUGCACACAAAGCGAAAACACGUGUUUGUCCUAAGUGAGGCAGGAAAGCCUAUCUACUCCCGCUAUGGCAAUGAGGAGGCCCUAUCAUCCAACAUGGGUGUAAUGAUGGCCCUGGUCAGUUUUGUCCAGAGUGGAAAUAACAUCAUCCGAUCCAUCCACUCCGAAAAGCAGAAGGUGGUCUUCCUGCAGCAGGGCCCCUUGGUAUUGGUGUCCGUGUCCCGGGCUCCUCAGUCAGAGGAGCAGCUGAGGAUGGAGUUGCAGUACGUUUACUACCAGAUAAUCAGCAUGCUCACUCAGGCCAGCGUGGCCCGGAUAUUUGAGCGCAAGAAGAAUUAUGACUUGCGGCGUCUUCUCGCUGGCUCUGAGAAGAUCCUGGAUAGCCUACUGGACCUGCUAGAUACUGACCCUGGCUUCCUCCUUGGGGCUGUGCGAUGUGUGGCCUUGCCCAGCCCAUUACGGGACUCUUUGAGCUCCAUUUUGACCAAGGCCAUCACCCCCAAUUUGGUGUUCUCUAUUUUAGUAGCAGAGCAGCAGCUUGUGACUGUGGUUCAGGAGCGAGCAGUCAUUGAGGAUUGCCGCCUGGACCCUGCAGACCUCCAUCUGCUGCUGAACCUCAUUGGGGCCUCUUCUGCCUUUCAGGCCGGUGAGAUCUGGACUCCUAUCUGCCUCCCACGAUUUAACCCUGAUGGCUACUUUUACGCUUAUAUCUCGUACUUGGACCCUGACUGCACGGUGUGUUUGGUGCUGCUUUCCACAGAUAAAGAAUCUUUCUAUGCUGUGUCUGACUGUAAAAAGAAGAUCCAGGAGGCCAUGGAAGCACAGAACUCCCUGCAGACAUUGGCUGGGGCCCUCCGCUGCUGCUCAUAUAGUGUCUCCCUUGUAGGGGUCCCUGAGCUCUUGCAUUUUGUGUACAAGCCCCUUGACAUCCCAGACCCGUACCGACAGCUUCCACAGUUUACCAGCCCUGAACCAGAUGGUCCAUACUCCAAUGAGGAGGAGAAGCAGAGACUCUUUGAUCUUUACCGCUAUCUCCACUGCCGUAUCCACAACUCGGCAAGACCCUUACGGCUUAUUUACCACGUGGCGGAGAAGGAGACGCUGCUGGCCUGGGUAACCAGUAAGUUUGAGUUGUACACCUCAUUCAGCUCCUUAGUGACUAAGGUGGGUGCAAUAAAUGUCAUAACCAAACUCCUACGUUGGAUCAAGAGGGAGGAAGAUCGUCUGUUCAUUCGUUAUCCUCCAAAAUAUUCCACAACCCCUGUCCCUGGGAAAGGGGUUAAAUCCAGCCGGACAGACAGGACUGACCCCUCUCAGAACGGCUUCUUCACUGGACUCUAGUGGUGGUGAGGGUCUGCGUGUAAUCUGUACCCACCAUAUUUCUCUGUCUAACCACUGCAUUCAGAAGACCCCUCUCCGCUAUGGACUAUAGCAGUGGUCUUCAACCUGCGGACCUCCAGAUGUUGCAAAACUACA
Messenger RNA from Hyla sarda, 2601 nucleotides. It is a transcript of the gene MON1B, whose product is annotated as MON1 homolog B, secretory trafficking associated. The record is from RefSeq and is a predicted model, not a curated record. Gene Ontology annotation, biological process: vesicle-mediated transport; protein targeting to vacuole. Lineage: Eukaryota; Metazoa; Chordata; Amphibia; Anura; Hylidae. The coding region runs from base 295 to 2466 and encodes 723 amino acids. The transcript is spliced from 7 exons.